Molecule: messenger RNA, 282 nt
Organism: Pneumocystis murina B123
Lineage: Eukaryota; Fungi; Ascomycota; Pneumocystomycetes; Pneumocystales; Pneumocystaceae
Exons: 5
Coding region: 1-282 (93 amino acids)
Biological process (GO): chaperone-mediated protein complex assembly; protein folding
Cellular component (GO): cytoplasm; prefoldin complex
Molecular function (GO): protein-folding chaperone binding
Source: RefSeq, a predicted model, not a curated record
AUGUCUCUUGAAUCAAAAUUAGAAAAAAAACUUAAUUCACAACUACAAGAAAAUAAACUUGUACAAAAGGAAUUUUCUAUUUUAGAAAAUGAGGCAGUUAUUUAUAAAUUAACAGGGCCUGUUCUUGUAAAACAAGAAAAAUCAGAAGCCAUUUUAAAUGUAGAAAAACGUUUAGAAUAUAUAGAAACAGAAAUAAAACGACUAGAAACUCAAAUAAAAAAACACAAUAAAACGCUAGAGGAACAAAAACUAGAUAUAACUAAACUUCAGAAUCAACUUUAA